UUUACUAGAAUAAAAAAUAAACAUCGGAAGAGAGAAGAACCUUUCAAGAGUUUCUGGAAUUUGUAAAUUCUUAACUUUCGCGGGGGGAAUCUGUCCUAUCCAUUGCGGCCCAAAUCUAUUGCAAACCACGCUGUCUUCUAUUCUACUUCUCCGCUCACCCUUCGCCGUUAAGAUUUCCGAUUCUCUCUCUGCCUUCUGAACAAAUAAUAUUUUAAAACCUUUUACGAAUUCUCUGAUUCGCAAUUCUAAACCUGCCCAGUCUCCUGAAGGUGUCCAUGGGAGAAGCUGGACGUCCGAGAACAAGCAGAGAAUCAAGCCCCUCAUGGACGGCACUGAAUGAUGAUCCGUGGAAUGAUACAUUCAUUCCUCAACUAUUUACAACAGUACCAGCUCUCAAUGAAGCUGCAUCUUACCUUGCUCAAACAACUUCAUUACUAACUCGUUGCUUCUCUGAUUAUUCUUAUUCUGCGAAUUCAAUUAGAGAUGCACAGGAGUUAGUGACAUUUUCUUCUGAACAAGCUGAUGAGGAGUAUGCAGAUGGUGAUUUCCCAUCUCCAAGUCGAAGGCAUUCAUUUUUUUCGGAAUCAUCUACAUCUGUGUCUGCCACUGCUCCGCCUCCUAUCCAUGAUGGAAUAACAAGAAUCCCUUUGGAAGGCCCAUCUCAAAAUGCUAAUGCAGCUGUACCAUCAAAUCACAGUGGCCAAAAUGGCAUUUCCCUUUUUCAAGGGCUUAUUGAGAGAGCACGGAGGACUGUUCGUGGAUCUGCCGAUGAUAUAGGAUGGAUGAAACGCGCUUCAGGGAUGCCUCCAGUUGAAGAUGGCACUGAAAGGUUUAUGGAAAUUCUUGAUAACAUUAGGCAUGGUCUGCACAAGUUGCCAAAUUCAAUGGUUUACUUGUUGGUUCCAGGUCUUUUCAGUAAUCAUGGACCACUUUAUUUUGUUAAUACAAAAAUGAGUUUUUCUAAGAUGGGCCUAGCCUGUCACAUUGCAAAGAUUCAUAGUGAGGCUUCAGUAGAGAAAAAUGCCAGAGAGAUAAAAGAGUACAUCGAGGAAAUCUAUUGGGGUUCAAAUAAACAGGUCAUGCUUCUUGGACAUAGUAAAGGAGGAAUAGAUGCAGCUGCUGCUUUAUCAUUGUAUUGGUCUGAAUUGAAAGAUAAGGUCGCUGGAUUGGUAUUAGCGCAAAGUCCUUAUGGUGGUAGUCCAAUAGCUUCAGAUAUUUUACGUGAAGGACAACUUGGUGAUUAUGUUAAUGUGCGAAGACUUAUGGAGAUUAUAAUAUGUAAAGUGAUUAAGGGUGAUCUACAAGCUUUGGAAGACUUGACUUAUGAGAGGAGGAAAGAAUUCUUGAUGAAACACCAUUUGCCAAGAGAACUUCCUGUUGUGUCAUUCCACACAGAGGCCGGGGUUAGUCCUGCAGUUCUAUCCACAUUAUCCCAUGUUGCUCAUGCAGAGUUACCCCUGGUGGGCGAGCCAGCGAAACUACCUGUAGUAAUUCCCCUUGGUGCUGCGAUGGCUGCAUGUGCCCAGCUGCUGCAAAUCAGGUAUGGCGAGAAGAGCGAUGGGCUUGUCACAUGUUGUGAUGCCGAAGUCCCUGGAUCCGUUGUGGUGCGCCCUAAACGCAAAUUGGACCAUGCUUGGAUGGUCUACUCAUCAUUGAAUGACGAUUCCUCUGAAGCAAGUGCUUCUCAAGUGUGCGAAGCCUUAUUGACGUUGCUUGUGGAAGUUGGACAAAAGAAGGGACAUGAACGUGCAAUGAAAGACGAGUGAACCUCAUGCCAUUUAUGCCUUUCAUCUAAUCCUUAUGCUACUACUUGUACAUCAAUAGAUAGCCCUUGGUGCCAUUUAAACUUGCAAAAAUAGAAUCCUUAGUCCCCCAAAAAUGAUAAAAUGAUAGAUGUGCCUUUUUCCUUUGCUUAGCUCUAUGUUGACUUGGUUCUGAUUCAUCUUAUAGGGUUUGACGGUAUCCUUGUCUUGGGUGAAAAUGAAUACAGUCUCCUAUAUACUUCUUGGCUUCAGAAGGUUUAGCUUGUGAAAUGCAGAUCAAAAUAUUUAGUGCUUA
Messenger RNA from Manihot esculenta (cassava), 2058 nucleotides. RefSeq lists its product as uncharacterized. The transcript is spliced from 9 exons. Bases 276 to 1766 code for a protein of 496 amino acids. The record is from RefSeq and is a predicted model, not a curated record. NCBI's taxonomy places the organism in Eukaryota, Viridiplantae, Streptophyta, Magnoliopsida, Malpighiales, Euphorbiaceae.